Messenger RNA from Amblyraja radiata (thorny skate), 2661 nucleotides. It is a transcript of the gene ube2l3b, whose product is annotated as ubiquitin-conjugating enzyme E2L 3b. Bases 65 to 529 code for a protein of 154 amino acids. NCBI's taxonomy places the organism in Eukaryota, Metazoa, Chordata, Chondrichthyes, Rajiformes, Rajidae. The record is from RefSeq and is a predicted model, not a curated record. The transcript has 4 exons.
CGGGCGCGGGGGGGGGCGGCCGGAAGUGGCGGUGGGUCAUUGUGGGAAGCGAGGGAGAGGCAAGAUGGCGGGCAGCAAGCGGUUGAUGAAGGAACUUGAAGAAAUCCGCAAGACUAGAAUGAAGAAUUUUCGUAAUAUCCUAGUGGAUGAAACAAAUGUAUUCUAUUGGCAAGGACUUAUUGUUCCUGAUAACCCUCCAUAUGACAAAGGGGCGUUCAGGAUCGAAAUAAGCUUUCCAUCAGAAUAUCCUUUCAAACCACCUAAAAUUACAUUCAAGACAAAGAUCUAUCAUCCCAACAUUGAUGAAAAAGGCCAAGUUUGUCUCCCAGUCAUUAGUGCUGAGAACUGGAAACCAGCAACCAAAGCUGACCAAGUUAUCCAGUCACUCAUUGCACUUGUGAAUGACCCGCAGCCCGAGCACCCUCUAAGAGCCGACCUAGCUGAAGAAUACUCUAAGGACCGUAAAAAAUUCUUUAAGAACGCUGAAGAAUUUACUAAGAAAUAUGGAGAAAAGCGACCAAUGGACUAAGACUUGUGUCACGCGCUGCCUCUCUGACAGCAGAUUGCGGGCAGUACAUUUCAAACACCAUCCAGCAGGACUCUGAUGAACACAUACAAGCGUCACCUUGGUGCUCACUUGUGGCUGUUACUAACUUUCUACAGUUUUCAUAUAAUCAGAAACGGUUUAGAUAAUGACUGUUCAGAUGGGAUUAAAACUUUAAAUAAGACAGUCUAGUUCUGCUUUCUAGUUUAAAAAAAACACAAAAUCACUGCUUAGUAAACAGCUCUUCUCCCUCACAAUUCCACACGUUCCUUAUAACAGAUGGUAUUCUAUUCUUCAGCUUCAGGUUCGUUUUUUUUUGUUCUUGUUCUUGUUUUGUUCCUCUCAACUCCACGCCUCCGUUUAUCCCCCUCUGCUAUAUUCCUCCAUUAAAUAACUCUUCCCCCCCCCCCCCCCGAACCAAUAUCUUUAGCGGGUACAAAAAAAAAAUGACACACAAAAAAGCCCUGAAGGAGAUGAGUGAAUGUUAAAAGCAAAACUGUUUACUUCACGUUGCUUUUGUGCGAAACUCAGUUGCAAGUGGACCUGCCCUGCAAUGUGCUCAGAACAUGGGCAGGGCGGGAUGCUAAUGUAGUUCGAGAGAAUAAAUUCAACUUGUUUCCAUAUAAUUUAACUCGUGUUACAAUACGAUUCAUAAAAUAGGAUGCCCACGGAUUUGCUUGCGAUUAAACGUAAAAGCAUUUUACGGAUUCAUUUCUCUCUUUUUUUGUUUUAAAGUGUUUUUCUUAUUCCCCUUUCCACGCUUACGCCCUGAGUUAACUGACCAAUGGAGGAGGUGUAGGCAUUAAAAACACCUUGAGGGCCACACGUCACCCGGCACAUAGGCAUUGCUGCACCGUUGCUCACACUUCCUUGCACACUCGCCAUCUGUGCAAAAGCACUUUGUGUGCGUCGCACGCAUAAACCAGUAGCAAGUUUGUUUGGAGCCGCUCGUGGUCAGUAUUAAUAACACCAAGAGUCGAAGCCUAGCGAUAGGAAUGUAAGAUCAGUGCAGUGGCUGCACGAGCCAAUCGACCCAGCCUCUACCUUCCUUCCGGCCACCUCUUCCCACCUCUGUGCCGUCGAACUCGCCCCCAUUUUUGGUUUGUUUUGCUCGGUGAACAAGAUUCGACAGCCUCUCUGUACUCCUGUGGAUUAGAUCCUGCUCAAAACUGCUUCACUAGUUUAGGUACGGUGUUGCCUAACCAGAAAAGAAAAAAUAAUAAUAUUAGCAUUCGUAGAGAUGGUCGAAAUCUCUCUCUUUUUUUUCUCUUUCUCCUUCUUUUAAAAGCCUCGCGAUCCAACAUGGCUCAGUUUGGGGGAGAGGCGGGGAAAUUUGCGAAAAGACUGGGGAGUUGUGAGGCCAAAUCGCCACGCUCCCUUUUACGCUCAAUCCAAUCGGCUAAAGAAAAGUGUUCCGAGUUUAGUUCAUUCAGUUGAGGGGUUAAAAAAAUAAAAGUAUUUGACAUCAUAGCAUUGUUAUACGAGUAAAGAUUUGGGAUGUCUAAUUUCAGGGCCUUGUCACACUUAAAACAUGAAGUAUUCCAAUCAUUUAAGAAAGGAGAUGAGAAUUGUCUAUUUCUAUCCAGCCUUAGACAAUAUACUGACUCCUGGCAAAACUACAGCGGCUCAAGUUAAUCCCCGGUUACGCCAGUGUUUGGCAAGGCAAGCCUUCUCCUGAUCAUUCAUUAUCCUUGUAUCUUAAACAAAUUUCCAUCUUUUACUCUAGGAAGGAAUAGAAAAUAGAAUGGAAUUUGAGCGUUACGGUAAAGGUAUUUUGGAAGCAUGUUCACGAGGCUGAAAUAUCGGUUGAUGAAGGUUAGCCAAAGUACAUCAUCUGGGCUUUAUUUGAACCAUUUGUGGAUAACUAGCUCUGAAAUUGUAUCCUAUUUUGACUCGUGUACAUUUUAACACUGUUAACCUGCAGGUACUGUCUGUAAAAUGGGAACAGCAACCCUUUAAACUUAAGUACCCCAAAUCAUUUUUUUAAGCAGCCAACAUUAAAAUUAGUCUGGAUAAAGCGUAAUUGUCUCAACUGGGUUUGUAUAGAAAAUUGUGAAUGAACCUGGAUUUGAGAAACUUCUGGGCACUUUGGGAUUCAAAUAAAACCAUGCAGUGCA